Messenger RNA from Neogale vison (American mink), 3498 nucleotides. RefSeq names its product zinc finger and SCAN domain containing 1 (gene ZSCAN1). The record is from RefSeq and is a predicted model, not a curated record. The coding region runs from base 1861 to 3498 and encodes 545 amino acids. Lineage: Eukaryota; Metazoa; Chordata; Mammalia; Carnivora; Mustelidae. The transcript has 8 exons.
AGUCCGCGAGUCGGCAGCUGGGCUGUCCCUCAAGCCGAAGCGCCGCCAUAACGGAGCGGCCCUGGCCAGAGCGGAGCCCGGGCGCGACUUCAUCCCGGGACCCUGGAGGGUACUGAGGAGCUGCGAUUCUCCACCCUGGAAUCUGCCUGGGGCGCACUUCCCGGAUCGCCGGAGAGAAGGGGGUGACGGAGCUUGUAAAUGCCCAGUUGGGCUGCCGGUGGAAGAAGCGGCGGGAAGAUCGCUGGCAGGGCACGGCCCUCGUGAGUCGCCCUCCCUGCGUGUGUACAUCUCUCCUUCCUGAUUAUAAAACCCACACACGUGCACAUGAAAGUUCUCCAAAGGAUCAAGAAGGAAAAAAUCACGUGGACUACUCCUCCACUUUCACUUGUCAUAAGCAUUUCUCAUGUCAUUAAAAAUCCUUCCUAAAUGUUUUUGUUCCUUUUUUUUUUCUUCAUGAUGAAGGUCAAACAUGAUCAAAAUACCAUUUGGGGGAGAUUAAGAGAAGUAUUAAGAAUGUAGCAUUUGGCUGGCCGCCUUUGGGGCUCUCCCGGCGUCCCUUUUUGGGACCCUCAUAUGUCAUUUGCAUCCCACUUUACCCUGUACCUCAUACCAUCUGUCACGUCUGCCCGCCUUGAGCAUGUUAUGUUAUCGUGCAUUUUACAGUCAUAAGUUCUCCACGAUGUGAUGGGAGGGUAGUUGAUCUCGCCAGGCUUGACUGUUGGGCACUUCUGUUGUGAUUCUUGGUGCCUAAAUCUUUGUCCCAAUUUCAGAUAGAUUGCACAGCACGCGAACUUCCAGAAUGGUCUUGAUAUACAAGCUGCCAUGGUGCUUUCCAGAAAGGUCGUGCCAGUUUGUACUUUCACUAUUGGAUCAGCACAGGGUACAAGUGUUUAAAAAAAAAAAAGAAAGAAAAAAAUCUCAUUUUUAUUUUUACAACUUUAACGUUCUCUUCAGUUGGAUGUUCACUAUAGAAAGCUUGGAAAAUGCACAAAAUGCUAUUUUUUCACUGCCCUUCCCACUUUCCCUCUGUUUUUAGUCUCUUUCCCCCCUUGUCCUCACCGCCGCCUCCUCAGCAUUAAGUUAGUGAGAAAGACAGCAUAGGCAGGGCAGGAAGCUUCUGUUGUGCUAUUAUGUAGCAUAUUUGGCUGUUUCCAUUUAAAGGGAAUUGAAAGUCCAGUUCCUUAUUUCUGGUGCUUAGGAGCCACAUAUUAGCUGGCAGGUACCAGGCUGGAUGGCACAGGAGGAGAGCAUUUCCAACCCCGCAGGGAGUUGUGCUGGGCAGUUCUGGCUACUCCACCAGAGCAGGAAUCCUGUUCCCCUCGAAGCUCAGCAAACCGUGUGAAUGACGAAAUGAGUGAAGGAGGCAGACGUAUGCUAAGUAAGGAAAUGGGAUAUGUUCAUGACGAGGUAAGAGUCAUGAAGACAGCACACUAAAGACCAGGAGAUGAGGAUGAUGGCCUGUGCCAGAGCAUGGUGACAUGCUGCUGUGGUGACAGCUGGGCUGGGAUCAACAUCAGAGAGGAGUGUGGGUAGGAACAGUGCAUACAAAGAUCCUGGGGUGACCAGUGCCUUGUCUUCAACCCAGUGUAACCCAUGAGUGUCAUAUGGAAGGAGAUUAGGUCAGAAUGAGAUGGGGAGGGCUCAGAUCAGUUCCUUGGGAACUAGAGGUCUGGCAAGGAGAUGGGGAGUGAGGGGAGUGCUGAGCAAGGUGGUGGUCACCAUCUGAUGUGGCCACUUUGCGCCUGCCCCUCUCUGCAGGCCCCUGACUGCUGACUGCAUCCACCUGCUGCCACCUGGGUUUGUCUGGAGCUGCUGGGACGGUCCUGGGAUCCAGCCUGCUUGCCCUCUGAGGCCGGAGAGAUGCUUCCGUUGCCCAAAGCCCUCGCCUCCCCCAGGAAUACCCAGAUCCCGGCCCCGGGGCAGCAGGAUGGGGCUCCUGAGCCACCCAUCCCUGGGGAUACUGAGGCCUGCCGCCUGCGUUUCCGACAGUUCCAGUACCGUGUGGCAGGCGGGCCACACCAUGCACUGGGCCAUCUCUGGAUGCUGUUGCGCCAGUGGCUGCGGCCUGAGGCACACUCGAAGGAGCAGAUCAUGGAGCUGCUGGUGCUGGAGCAGUUCCUGGGAGCGCUGCCCAGCAAGAUGAGGACCUGGGUGCAGUCUCAGGGCCCCCGCACCUGCAAGGAGGCCGCUACCCUGGUGGAGGACCUCAUAGAGAUGUCGCAGCAGGAAGUUCUGGUAUCUCUCACCGAACACCAGGACAAGAGCAACAGGGAGGAGGAAGAUGGGAUGAGUCCGAAGUCCUGGAAAGACCCAUCCCAGGUGAGCCCAGGGCCCUGGCUCCAUGCUCCUACAUUCCUGGGGCACCUUGUGCACAGUGCUGUGACAGGCACCAGCCAGCUGCUGGGGUCCCUGUCCUCGUGUAUAAUCCACAGCCACAUGCUGGGCAAACAGAAAGAUUUCUGGGACUGCCACCCCAAGUGCUGCCACAUGGGAGCUUGGGCAUCGGAGCUGGGGCUCCCCCAGGAGGGCGAGUGGCUGCAGCCUUCCCAGCCCCAGCGGAGUCCCCACGCCAGGGCGGGGGCCGAGGCAUCCUGCACCCUGGGCUCACUCGGGCUUCAGCCUCCUAGCAUGCAGACAGACAGACCGAAAAUGCUGCAGCAGGAGGUCCCCUCAGCCGCCCACCCAGGCCCAGGCUGCUCGCCUCUGAAGCCUAGUAUCUGGGAUGAACCUCCCUGCUGGCCGGCUGGGGACGGAGCCCUGAGGAACAGACACUCCCUCCCCAAGCAGACCCAGGACGCUGCCCAGGCAGAAGGGAGUGCCUGGAAGGCAGAGGCCGCCCCCAGGGACACAGUGCUUCAGGGCACUGGAGGCCUAGGGCCUGCUCCCGAGGGGCCCCCACAGCCGAGCCCUCAGCCUGGCCGGGUUGCAGACCCCACCCUCCCCAGUGCUCAGAGUGGCAGUCCCCAAAAGGGUCUUGGGGACAGCGAUGCCAGCAGCACCCACCUGCCCUUACUCAAAGACCCAAAAGCCUCCCCUGAAGAGGCGGGGCAACCGCUGGCUGCUGCCCCCUCCUCGGGGAGCUCAGCGGUGCCCCAAGUUCCCCCAGGGGCGCGGCCCUUCACAUGUGCCGAGUGCGGGGAGGUUUUCAUCUGGGUCACCCACUUCAUUGAGCACCAGAAACGCCACCUGGAUGAGGGGCCCUUCUCGUGCCCCGACUGCGGCAAGGCCUUUCUGCACGCCUCGGUGCUGGAGGAGCAUCGGAAGAUCCAUCUGCUGCAGCCGCCGCGCAAGAGGCCCCGGCGGGCCAGGGGCGAGGGGCCCGGGGAGGCCCGCCGGUUGGAGGCAGCAGGCCGAGGCCCCCGCGCCCGAAACGCGAAUGGAGGCCGGCGCCGGGAGUCCUCCAGCCGCGAGCGGCCCUUCGAGUGCGGCGUCUGCGGGAAGGCCUUCCCCUGGAUGGUCCACCUCCUCGACCACCAGAAACUGCACGCCACGCAGUGA